This is a messenger RNA of Eruca vesicaria subsp. sativa (arugula), 859 nucleotides long. Lineage: Eukaryota; Viridiplantae; Streptophyta; Magnoliopsida; Brassicales; Brassicaceae. The record is from the annotation of a GenBank genome assembly.
AGAAAAAAAUAUCUUCUCUGAUUCUCUCUAAAUCUCUGCUAUCCUCUACUCAUUUUCUCAUCAUCUCUUUUUUUCUCCCAAAACUUGUAAGUCUAUUAAAUAUUGAAAAAAAAACUGUAUUCUUCUUCAUCAAGCUUUUAAAUUUCAGCAAUGGCAACUCCAGCUAGAAAGAGACUUAUGUGGGACUUCAAGAGACUCCAGAAAGAUCCUCCUUUGGGGAUUAGUGGAGCUCCUCAAGAUAACAACAUCAUGCACUGGAAUGCUCUCAUCUUUGGACCUGAUGAUAGUCCAUGGGAUGGAGGUACUUUCAAGUUGACUCUUCAGUUCACUGAGGAUUACCCAAACAAACCACCAGUAGUUCGCUUUGUUUCACGGAUGUUUCAUCCAAACAUUUAUGCUGAUGGAAGCAUUUGCUUGGAUAUAUUACAAAACCAAUGGAGUCCCAUAUAUGAUGUCUCAGCAAUCCUCACAUCAAUUCAGUCUCUGCUUUGUGAUCCAAAUCCUAACUCGCCAGCAAACUCUGAAGCUGCGAGGUUGUUCAGUGAGAACAAAAGAGAGUAUAACAGGAGGGUUAUGGAGAUUGUGGAGCAGAGCUAUGCUUAAUACUAUUGUGAUUCUAUUUGUAUUGACUGUUGAGAAACUUGAGAGUGAAUAGUUUUUAUCUUCUUAUGUCAUAUAAAAUUGGAUUUUAUAAGUUUCAAACUAUGAAUCAUCAAACUCCAAUAGAAAACAGCACAUAAUUGCAAAAACAAGCUAAUAAACUUGCAACUAUGUACACCUUGAACAAAUCAUUCAACCUGCAAUGAGCAAGCUCGUGUUAGGGCUUUUUAAAAUAUGAUAACCCAUUAAUGUUUCUCAA